Molecule: messenger RNA, 1333 nt
Organism: Mytilus trossulus (common blue mussel)
Lineage: Eukaryota; Metazoa; Mollusca; Bivalvia; Mytilida; Mytilidae
Product: syntaxin
Exons: 10
Coding region: 174-1049 (291 amino acids)
Biological process (GO): exocytosis; synaptic vesicle fusion to presynaptic active zone membrane; intracellular protein transport
Cellular component (GO): plasma membrane; synaptic vesicle; SNARE complex
Molecular function (GO): SNAP receptor activity; SNARE binding
Source: RefSeq, a predicted model, not a curated record
AGGAAACCCCGCAUGAACUUGCGCACUUGCUAGUGUUAUGAUGGUAGACGAUAUUAAAAUUGUAUCGAUUUUCUUAUGUAUCAUCGGAAUUUGGAAGUAACAUGUAACAAUACAUACAAAGACUACAGUGAUCUUAAUGAGUUGAUGAAAAUAGUAUACACUUAAGUUGAAAAAUGACCAAAGAUCGUCUUGCGGCUUUAAAAGCGGCACAGAGUGAUGAUGAUGACGCAGACGAUGUGGCUGUCAAUGUUGACAGUGGAGGUUUCAUGGAGAUGUUCUUUGAACAGGUUGAGGAGAUCCGGGGGAUGAUAGAUAAAAUAUCAGCUAAUGUGGAAGAUGUGAAGAAAAAACAUAGUAUGAUAUUAAUGGCACCACAAAAUGAUGAUAAAAUGAAAGAAGAAUUAGAAGAAUUAAUGUCAGAUAUAAAGAAAACAGCAAAUAAAGUCAGGGGUAAAUUAAAAGUGAUAGAACAAAAUAUAGAACAAGAAGAACAUUCCAAUAAAUCAUCGGCAGAUUUACGAAUACGUAAAACACAGCAUGCAACUUUGUCUCGAAAAUUUGUAGAAGUUAUGAAUGAUUAUAAUUCAUGUCAAAUAGACUAUAGAGAAAGAUGUAAAGGCAGAAUAAUACGACAGUUAGAAAUAACUGGUCGAACAACAACAGAUGAACAGUUAGAAGAUAUGUUGGAAUCAGGAAAUCCUAAAAUAUUUACGCAAGAUAUCAUAAUGGAAACACAGCAAGCUAAACAAACACUUGCAGAUAUUGAAGCUAGACACAACGAUAUUAUAAAAUUAGAAAAUAGUAUACGUGAAUUACAUGACAUGUUUAUGGAUAUGGCUAUGUUAGUAGAACAACAGGGUGAAAUGAUAGAUCGUAUAGAAUAUAAUGUUGAACAAGCAGUUGAUUAUAUAGAAACAGCCAAAAUGGACACUAAAAAAGCUGUAAAAUACCAAAGUAAAGCACGGCGGAAAAUGAUAAUGAUUAUAAUAUGUGUGAUAGUAUUGUUGGCUGUUAUAGCACUUAUAAUUGGUUUAAGCGUUGGAAUUUAGUGAACUAUUACUAUUAUGAUGUUAAGUCUCACUUUUGCUCAAACUUCAGACCAACUGUUUUCUAUCAUCUUAUGACAGGUUCACCUAAUAUUGUUUACCAUUUUCCGAAAUAUAUUUAAAGUUAUACUUUGAUAAAAGAACAUCAGCUGAUCAAAUGUUUAUUUUAAAUUUAGUUUUUGUAAUUACUUUAUUCAUAGAGUACCAGUUGCUGAUUUUAAAAGCUGUUUCAGAAUCUGAUGCAUUCUGGGUAAUAUUUUCAAAACCAUACACUUAAAUGCUUUGAU